CUCGGGCGUACCUCAAGAUAAACAACAGAUGUCACGCGCUAAACCCCUGAGUAACCAUUCAAUAUUUUGCAGGUUCUAAAUGAUGGCGGGGUUUUCCGUCACACGAAAGCUAAUCCCCACAAGAAUACCCUCUAUCUUGUGCCGUCGAGUGUCUUCUUUCUUCACAGAGGACUACACUCCACCUCAGCUCGAUCAUGUCACUUCUGAUUGGGAAAAACUUUAUAAGCAGAGUAUCAAAGAUCCCGAAACUUUCUGGGGACGGCUUGGUGCGACGCGGUUAGAUUGGAUGAAACCUUUCGAUUCAGUUAUGGACGUAGAUUUGCAAAAGGGCCAGCAUAAAUGGUUUUUAGGUGGCAAACUCAAUGUUUCAGGUACAGAGAUAGUUGAUGAUUUUUACCUUUCUUAAUCGUACGCUAGAUUCUUGGAGCGAGAGUAUUGAGUGAGAAAUGUCUAGGAUCAGGUCCUAUUAAUAUUUCCUUAGGGUGGAGAGGGUAAUUGGGCGGUUACUUUCUAGUUAAUGUUAGAUCAUUCUUGUUCAUAGAGACUAACAUAAAUUAGAGGUAGCGUAAGGGUGCAUUCCUGGUUAGGGCUUUUAUUCUUCUUUUUUUUUGUAAAAUUUGCUAUUAAUUCCUUAAUUCCCACAAUUGACAAGUGAGUUAUCAUCUCCUCAUUAUACCCAUAUAUAUAACCAAAGAUUCAACAAGAACAAACAAUCUUGUCAGCCAUGGCCUAUUAGUUCAAAGGACAGAUAGGGUUAUCUCAGGGAUGAAUUGUUAUCUAACAGACAAGUGCUAGUAAAACAUACUGCACUAUCCACUGAGCAGAUAUUUAUCCAGUGGAUAGCAUUAUCCACUUUUGAACAGCUGAUGCUAGGGGUCUUAUUUGUUCAUAAUACCAAAAUCUCCUCACUUAUAUGGAAAUGUGUAGCAGUUAGGAGGGAAAAUUACUGGUGAACUCUAGGAGGUUAGAGGAUGAAUUUGAUUAAAAAAAGGAUCCAUUUGCAAAACAGAGCAGGGUUUGUCUGGAGUCAGUAUGUUUGGUUUCUCACAUAACAAAUUGGAUAUUAAAGGACAGAAUUUUGUCCUGUAUCUAUUGGCAGCACUUCUCUUUUGGAUUUUGAUGCUUCUUCUGAUAUUUUUUUGUUGGAUUCCUCUAUAUUACUGGCAUGAGGUUGUAAGAAGAAGGUUACUUUUGUCUCAUAUAACUGUCACCCUGGAGAUUAAGAAUACAACUCCAAAGCCUUGUGCAGUGGCCUGAUGGUGAGUGCACUUGACUUAGUGUUGAGAGGUGUGGGCUUGAGACUUGACCAGGUACUGUAUUGUGUUCUUGGGCAAAACUUGUUACUUUCACAGUGCCUCUCUUAACCCAGGAAGGUAAAUGGAAUCUGGUGCAUCAUCAGGGAAGCCUGAUAAAUGCUUGGGAUAACCCUACCUACCUACUACAAAGCUUAAAAUCUUGGUUAAUAUAUUUUAUUGUUACGCUUAAUUUUAGUGCAAGCUUAGUUAAACUCAAGCUGUUGCUGGCUAGGAUUUACAUCAACCAGCAGAAGCUGGUGAGAAUUUACAGUACCUCUGCUCAGGUCACUAUUUAUUAUAUCCCUGUGUCAUUUCAUAUCAUAAAUGCUUGCAAAGUUUUUCAUGUGCUUGCUUGCAUACUCUGCCAAAUCAAAGCAAGAGUAAUAUUCAUUUUCACUCUCAUGAAGGGCUAAUGCUUGAAACGUCAGCUUCGAAACUCCUUACUGUGGCCAAUAUACAUUAUCAACUUACUUGAUAAUACCAAAUUACCUUGUUAUACUCUCCCCCUGACACAGCACCACACACAGUUUCUUUAGAAAUUUACCCCCUUUAUUAUUUUGAAUUGUGUUUUUUAGUAAACUGUGUUGACAGACACAUGGAGGCAGAUCCUGAUCGCUGUGCCUUGAUAUGGGAGAAAGAUGAACCCGGGGAUGUGGAAAGGAUCUCUUACAGGUAUUCUCCCAACUCUCUGCCUUAAAAUUACAAUUACAAUCUGCCUUGUUAGUGUGGAGAAUUUGGUAUUGGACCAGCUGAUAAUCCCCUUUAUUGAUAUUUUUCUUUAUUCUCAUUACUUGUCUCCUUGUUAUUGUAUGGAUAUUGUUAGGAGAAAUUCGGUCUUGGUUGCUCGUGGGAGUUAAAGAGUUAUUGUAAAUUAGCCACACUGUUUUUUUGACUCAUAUCUUGAAAUGUUCUCAAAAAGAAAUAAGCAAGAAAUCAAGCAGUAUCUUUCCAUGGAUAUUUUUCUGUGCAUGUGGUUACUGUAUUCACCAAUGAAAAAAAUUGACCUCCACAGAUAUUUAAUUGGCUGCAUUUUAGCUUUUUUAAAAAACACUUUAUUCACCUCUGAUUUGUUGAACAAUUGUUCUAAUUAAUUUUCAGAGAGUUGUAUGAAAUGGUCAACAAGAUGGCAAAUGUUUUCAAGAGCCAUGGAAUCAAAAAAGGAGAUGUUGUAUGUAUCUACAUGCCAGUCAGUCCAUUAGCUGUUGCUGCCAUGUUGGCUUGUGCAAGAAUUGGUGCACCUCACAGGUAAAGACUUACUAAGGGACACUUAUCUCCCUUCUUUGAAGCAUGACAGGUAAAAGAAAAUUUUAAACCAGAAGGGCAACCCUUUUAUCUGUUGGAUUUUUAAGAAUUCCAAGGAAUUUUAGGCAGUAAUAAGGUAACUAUGGCAGUAAUAUUAAUUUUAGUGCUUACUGCCUGACAUCAUAAAACAGAUCUACUUGAAAAAGGUAGAGACAUUUUAUGAAGUCUUAACAUGGACUUAUGAUGAAUUAAUGAAAAUAUCCAGUUUCUGUAUUUACCUGUCUUGGACCUUCAGUUUGUUAAACAGAGUACAGUUACUGUAGUGCUGGAGGAUGGUGUGAUAGCAGUAGUGAGGCCAAAAAAAGGAUUCACUACAAAAAAAUAGAAAAUAGACCAGCCCAGUGACAGGAAAAGAAAUGACAAAGCGUAUGGCUGCCUGUCUUUGGCCUGUCCUAAUGCAAAGCUAAUUUAAGCUUUUUUUUAAUUGCAGUGUCGUAUUUGCUGGGUUCAGCUCAGAAGCUUUAGCCAGCAGAAUAAAUGAUGGUAAGUUGAAAAUCUGUGUUCUCUUUUUUAAGCCAAGUAUACCACAAUUAGUGGGCAAAAACAUUGCCCUACUCAACUUUGUCAAGGGUGCAAAUUUUUUUUUUUUAAAUCACUAUUUGGUCAAUUUCAUUUACCAGGGACAUGAACAGUUUGCUCAUUUUUUCUUUGAAUACUUGUUAGGUUGUUGUGAUAUUUUCAUUUUCCCUUAGUAGCUAAUGUGGCUACUUAUGUUCUAGUUAAUUAGGCAAUUGAGAUAUGACUCUCAUGGAAGGUAUGUUGUUUUGGGAAGUGUAAUUUUAUGUAUUUUGUUACAUAGCAAAAGCUGAAACUGUGAUCACAGCAGAUCAAGUGGUGCGAGGUGGAAAGGUUGGUGAGCUAAAACAGACGGUUGACAAAGCUGUCGCUGCCAGUCCAUGUGUAAAGCGAGUGUUUGUUGCCAGCCGUACUGGAGCAAAUGUUCCUAUGGGAAAACUGGACAUUCCUCUUGAGAAGGUAACUUUCCUAUUUAAUAUUUUGCUGGGACUGUAAUUUUAUCAAGGUAAGUUUAGUUAAUUCCUCAAUCUCAGAUUGCUUCUCACAUGGAUAUGGCUUGACCUGCAAAUGAUGUAGGUCAAAUUUCUGGUUAAUAUAGCUGUAGAUGGAUUUUUUUCUUCUUUCUGUUUGAUAUAAUGAUGGUGAAUACUCUGUGUGAAGCAGAGUAAACUAGAAAUGAGACCCUAAGCUUGAAUUUGACAAUUUGCAUUAAUGAGUGUUCUUUUUUAGCUCAGUUGAUAGAGCUCCUGGCCAUGACAUCUUCAUUUUGGCUGUUUCCCUAAAUACUGUAGCAACAAAAUUUCCUACCUCCUUCCCCAUGGUCUUUGAAAAAAAAUAAUAAAAUAAGUAUUGUACUUCUAAUCUUGUUUGUGCUGCUUAUUAAAACUGUUUCUGUUAACAAUAAUCUCAAAUAGUAACUGUUGUUACCUUAUUCAUGUAGGAAAUGAGUAAACAGUCGACAGAGUGUGAACCUGAGGAAAUGGAUAGUGAAGACAUUUUGUUCUUAUUGUACACAUCUGGUAGCACAGGACAACCAAAAGGUGUGGUCCAUACGCAGGCUGGGUACCUUCUCUAUGCUAAAUUAACACACAAGGUAAGAUUUUCCAGUUGAUGUUCAUGACAUCCCUUUUUGUAAAUUAUAAACUUUUAUCCUAAAGAGUCUUUUGAGUUGAAAUUUUUUGGAUUGUGUGGAUUGUUUGCAGUCUGCUUUCCUACAUGUCACACCAAGUGAGUUCUUUAGCAAGGUUAAAAUUACAACUAAAGAGAGUUUAUUCAAGGAGCCUUAUCCUUAGUUGCUGUUUUGCUGAGUUCAGUUUUGGCUGAAUGUGAUUUAGAGCCAUAUUGAUGUUGCAGAUAUUUUUCCUUAAGCUAUGGAGCAUAGAAUGAAACCAAUUUCUAAAUUAAACCCGGCAUGCAGCAUGUGGCAUCAUUAUUACACUAUCACUCCAAGGUCAUGCUGAAGCCAUUAUGCUAGUUGAAUUUAGGCUUUUACAACGUUUUUUCUAGUAUGUAUUUGAUUACCACCCUGGUGACAUUUUUGGCUGUGUGGCUGAUGUUGGUUGGAUCACAGGGCACACAUAUGUUGUAUAUGGCCCAUUAUCUAAUGGGGCCACCACGGUUCUGUUUGAGAGCACCCCCACAUAUCCAGACCCAGGACGCUAUUGGGAAAUGGUGGAGAGACUGCGGGUGAAUCAGUUCUACGGCGCACCGACUGCAAUAAGAUUGUUACUGAAAUCAAGCAAUUCUUAUGUCACAAAGUAUGACAGGUCGUCUUUGAAACUUCUGGGAACAGGUUAGUUAUCUUAUCAUCUCUACCUGGGCUAAAUUCUCGGGCACAAUGAAAUUUCUGGAGAGUUGAGGUAGUCGGACGUGUAAAUUCAAGCUCCGCAGCUUGGGUUUGGAUCAUAGAAUUCGGGCCGUAUGAGCGGAGCAUGGCAACGGUGCACGAUUACCAGCGAACGGCAGCACUUAACAAAAAAAUUGUUGAAAAACAAUUUAAAAAGUUGCUUCUUUCAGGCGUUAAGUCAGCGAAUAAACAGCGGGAACAAGAUGCUCGCGGAGCGACGCCUAACAAAGCGAGGGAAAGGGGAACGAUUUUUUCCAAGCAAUAUGAAUGUGAAUCGUUAAGGUCUCUUGAAUCUAUAGUAACAUAUAUUUCCUGUCAUUAAUUAAUCUUAAAAUUUGAGCAACGAUUCACACCUAACACGGUGAGGCGCACCUCUUUUCUUUUGUCUUGGUUUGGUCAAGUGAAUUUUUUUCAUUGAAAAACACAGUUGGUGAGCCAAUCAAUGCGGAGGCUUGGUACUGGUAUCACGAUGUUGUUGGGGAGAAGCGAUGUGCCAUCGUGGACACGUGGUGGCAGACAGGUGAGAAUACACUUCAUUAAGUUUACCGUGUUUUUCACUUAUUUCAAUUAAUUGUGAUCAGAUUCACGUGCGAGAAUUAAGAACCUACUAAAGUUAUCUCUGCUCGCAGCUCAGUUGGAAGUAGCCCCUCAACUACAAUAGUAUCUGGGAAGUAUGGGUUAGAAUCCUGUCCUUUCUGCUAUUUCCAGAAGGGCAAUCUCUUUCUUUGGCCGAGGCUUUUUAUGCAUAGACGAACGAUAACAAAUAAAUAACAAGCUAGUUUAUGUGUAAUUAUCAAGUAAACCAUUUUUGAAACGUCUUGUUUUGUUUUUUGUGUUGCAGAGACUGGUGGUAUUCUCCUAUCUCCAAGACCUGCGCCGGAUGAUUCACCCCUCAAACCAGAAUUUCCCACCAGACCUUUCUUUGGUGUGGAACCUGUCCUACUGGAUGAGAAGGUAUUGGAAAUAAAUCGUAGAUAGAGUAGUCUGCGAGGUUAGACUACGAGUAUUCCCUCCUUUUCGGCAAAGUCCGUCGUGUGAGUUAGGAAAAAAAGAAUCAGCGAAUUAACUUAGAGUGGUUACUACGCCGCGCAGAACUCUGAGCCUCACUCCUAGAGUUCCGCGCAGCUCACUACUAUCAAUUUUUUUCUCUGAUUUUUUAUCUUCGCCGGAAAGGAGAACCUGCUCAUAGUCUCUCUGCAAAGUAUAUAUUAUCUCUCGACACUUAAAACCUUUUGCGCACAAUGUAACCUAACCCUCACCCUAACCUCGGGUGCUUUCAUCCUAGAAGACCUCUCACCGCCGUUUGUUUAGCCUACAAGCUUACUCUCGUGUUUAGGUUUUGCUUUAUGGCCCAUUUUCCUGGCAUAGCCGCCUAUUACAUCAUCAGCAGUCGCUUAUGGAAAACAUUAUUUAAACUCCUGUCUAAUCCAAUCUCCGUUAAUGUUAGAAACGGCUCAGGGGUAGAAUAACAUCAUAUCAAACGAUGGAUUGGGAGUUUCUUAUACGGCAGUGAAAACUGAACGAAAAAGGGAUUCAGUCUUUGCUAUUUCCUGCCAUUGCCAUCCCUGUCCUUGCUAUUCUCUUAAAAUUUCAAUUCAAUGUCUGUUCAAUGACUGUCACAGGGUCGAGAGCUGACUGGAAACGACGUGAAAGGCGCCUUGUGUAUACGUACAUCUAUUCCCAGUAUGUCUCGCACCAUAUAUGGUCAUCAUCAGCGGUUUCUAGACACUUAUUACAAUCCUUUCAAAGGUAUGCUCUUUGUAAUGUAAAUACUGAUAUUAAAAAAGUAUUAUGUAGUUAAGUAAGGAAACGAAAUCUUGCUAUUAGGUUUUACUGCAGUGUUCAGAUCGAACAGCUUAUUAUAAUAGGUUAUUAAAAUACGCUUAUCUUAUUUCCAAGCGUUUUGCAUCGGCUGUUUCUGGCCCACGUCUAAGACCUGGCAGUCAAUUUUCCCGCCUUACGCACCGUUCGCAUGUUUUCCCGCGCUGCAUACCGGUUGCAGUAACUACGUCACGGUCUGUUUCUCUUCAGAAACUUUGCUUCAUUUUCAAUUUACUCGUGGGUGAUCUUUGUUAAUCUUCUUCAGCCUCCGCCAUCCUUGAUCCUUUUUGGAUUUUCAUUGCAUCUUUGCCCUUAUCUGCUAAACUUAACUAAGUUUUUUAAGCCUCUUUCAAUUUUAAGGUAGUUUUCAUGUUUGCCUUAGAAGACACAGAGGUAUAGACAGAUGAAGACAAACAUUUUAGGCUCGAAUUUUGAUUGGCCUUUGGUUUCGCUGACGGUCAGUGCAAUACCUUGUUGGUCACCAGUUUUUCCCGUUUUCAGGAUUUUACUUUACCGGUGACGGUGCUUUACGAGACAAGGACGGAGACUACAGAAUUACGGGAAGGAUGGAUGACGUCAUCAACGUUAGUGGCAAGCGCUUGGGAACAGCAGAAAUCGAAGACGCCAUGGUAAGCAAUGAUUGUUUUAAAAUUGUGUGAUUUGAUCGAUUUCAAUGUUAACCCACAAAAGUCAUUUCUCUAGAUUUCUUAUUUGAUGAAAAUCAUCUCUGUUUAACGUGACAUUAGUCACUGCCUAAAAUUUGCCUUCUUUAUGCAUGUUAUGUUUACUAUUUCUCAUUACCAAAUUAUUUUGAUUCACUUUUUCUCCAGGAUUAUCACAAAUCAGUCGCUGAAACUGCUGUCGUUGGAUUUCCACAUCCUGUGAAAGGAGAAGGUCGGUUUCUUAGUAUCUCAGUGUGACAUUCUUUAGAAGUAGUAAACUGACCAAGGUUUUACUUUCAAUUUAAGAGAAUGUUAAGGUUUCAAAUUCCUACAAAUGUAAUGGACUGGUUGAAUUUUUUUUUUCCUCCACCCAGGAGAAGUCGACCUAAUUCUAGUCGCAUCAUGUGACAGAAACUUGGGAAGGGGGGGGGGGGGGGGGAGAUCUCAAUGGAAAUCAUAGGCCACUCAAUCUCAAAGAAUUAACCUCUUUCUCAGCGAACUGUUCCCGGGCAAGCUAUUUAUAUCACCUUGUUUAGAUCACUUCAUUUAUAUCACCUUGGCUUGUUAAGAGACAAACAGCUGUAUAUUUGGUUGGUGUUUUUGCUAGGUAUUUAUGCGUAUGCAACACUAAAGGACGACGCCACAAUUUCUGCGGAAGAUUUAAGAAAAGAACUGAAAGCCAUCGUCCGAGAGAAGAUAGGUUCCUUUGCUGUCCCAGAAGUCAUUCAGGUAAUUCUUCUCUGAUUUUAAUUUGUGUUUGAGACGCAACUCUUCGUCUCAGAAAUUUAGAACGUGGGGGAUUUAUUAGUGCCGGUUGCGCCUUGAACCCUCAACAUCUUUUACCUUUUUUUUAGAGGGGGAGGGGGUACCACUUAAUUUUUUUCGUGCUUAGCACACUAAUUAAGAAAGUGUGUAAGUAACCGAAUUUGACGAGGGUCUGAUUCAGAACGCUUGGAAUAGUUUAAGUGCUUUUCCACCCUUGGAAAGGGUUACGAGUUUCCGUCCUUGGCAUCGUUAACGAAUUUUCCAUGCUUGGACUCGUUACCCAUUUCACUGCUUUGUGACGCCGGUUGCGGCUUUUUUUUUUUUUCCUUUUUUCACCUUCAUUAAUUCUCUGGUUGGCACCUGUUCUAAUCUUCAUGAUUUCCCGCCACUGACACUUGUUGUAUAUUUCUCCGCACCUGACUCCGAUUGUAAUUGCCGAUUGGGUUUCUCAGCGAGCUGUUAUGAUUCUUGGAAUUCGUUACGUACGAAGCAUAUCGGAAACAUCGGUACUCUAUUUGGCGUCUUGCAGUUUGGAAAUUUGAAAGGAUUCAAAGGAUAGUCUGUUGUAAAAGCUUUCACUUCCGAUUUUCUUACUGAGCUAUUGUUUACCAUUUCAAUCUGAUAUUCCGGAGGGUAGCCUGGAAACUAAAAUAUCUUACCUCUCUUUAAUCGAACCCGGUUUUCUUUUCCUUAGGUUGUGUCUGGUCUUCCUAAGACCCGGUCUGGAAAGAUAAUGCGUCGUAUUUUGAGGAAGGUAGCCCAGAAUAAACCCGAUGAACUGGGCGACGUUUCCACCUUAGCGGAUCCUUCAGUUGUGGAGGAAAUUGUUCAGCAACACACCAAGCAUAUGCAGGAGGUGCGAGCGAAACACGGUUGAAGUGUACCACUUGCUGGUGUGAAGGGACGGAAAUGGCAAAGUCUUCUAUAACCACCAUCAUCUUACCAUCAUCUUACUCUUACCUCGCUUUGCAAAUUCUCAGAACUAGUUUUCAACAGAAUAUAUAGUAGUGAGAAAGGAGAAUUAACUGAUUGAUAAUAGGAGUGAACGAGUUCGGAGUUGGCCGUAGUACUUUUUAAGAGUUGACUAUUUUUGAAAACGUUACUUUGCUUGAUUCUCAAAGGGUGUCACGCUCUCUGGAGUUGCACUCGGCCAAGGAAAAAUUACCUUCAACUUGAGGAAUAGUAGAACAUUCGUAAUUUACAGAAAAUAUUCCCAAAAUGUGAAUUGAAAGAUUUGAAAGGCAUUGAGGAUGAUUGAUUUAAGAUGAACAAUAGGAUGAAUAAUCAUUCUUUUUCGUUUCUUUCAAAGCGACAUUGUUUAGUAAAUUUUAAUGUAAAAAAAUGAAUUAUCCGAAUCCGUGGUUAAAAAAUAUUGUAGAGAAAACAAACAAAAAAGUACUAAUACCUAAGGAUACUCUCCACACGAAAAUUGUCAGAACCGACGCGAGAGGCGCGUAAAGAGUUAACUGUUUUUCCCGCUUCUAUUUUUUGAACGCCAUUCACGAUUUUAGUCAACACUGAUGUUUGCUGAGAUUACCAGACCAAGCUUUCAUAAUGAUUACUUUUUCCUUUUACUUCAAUCUUACGCUCUGGUCUGCUUUUUCUGUGAACAUUACUAGCUAUAUGUAGGCACCUUUAGGAAAUUAAAAAUAGUGAAAAAUAAGUAUAAACUAGAAAAAAAAAUUACUAUCACGUACAUUAAGAACUACAAAUUCACUGCAAAUGCGGGAAAAGGAAAAGGAAAAGGAAAAGAUCUCUGACUUUGAACUUUUCUUCUUAAUACUGGCUUUAGGGGAGGAAGUGACUUGUUAGAGCCUAGUCCUCGCUAUUGGUGUUGGCGUAGCUCUUAACUUCCCUUUGGUCAUAAUCCAUGGUACUUUCCUUCUGUUAACUUAUAUUUUUUUUUUGUCAUCUGAGUUAGAGUAUAAAUAGGGACUGUGCGAUUAUGGGAAUGCAGGACCAGUGUAGUAACACUACUGUGAAACACUUUUCGUUUUGUAGUGAGUGCUUCUGUAGUUUGUGAGCUCUAAUUAGUAUGAUAUAUUCUUGUGCAUAUUGAAUUAAGGAAAUAUACUAUAAGUAAUUUUGUAGUAACAGCAUUCCAGCUAAGAACGCCAAUGUUAAUUAAAAAACAACAACAACAACAACAACAACAGCACCUGUGAAAUUUAAAUUCGUUUUGUAGUGAGUGCUUCUGUAGUUUGUGAGUUCCAACUAGUAAAAUAUAUUUUUGCGCAUAUUGAAUUAAGGAAAUAUACUAAAAGUAUGAUGAAAACAUUGAUAAGAAAGUAAUUUUAUAGUAACAACAUUCCAGCUAAGAACGCCAAUGUUAAUUAAAAAACAACAACAACAACAACAACAACAGCACCUGUGAAAUUUAUACAGG
Pocillopora meandrina is the source of this 10593-nucleotide messenger RNA. The record is from the annotation of a GenBank genome assembly. Lineage: Eukaryota; Metazoa; Cnidaria; Anthozoa; Scleractinia; Pocilloporidae.